AUGUCAGCACGCUCGGUACUUGGUGGUCGACUGACCUCGACCUCUAUUGGCUCUCUCGCCGCCCCUUCCCCAUGGAUGGCUUCCCAACAGGUCGCACGCCUGUACUCAACCGCCGUCCGUCCGUCGCCGACUACCGCGUCCAAGCUCGCUAUCCAGCGUCAUGUUCAGCCCAUUUCUCCAGCCCUAGACCGUUCCACCAAGCGCAUGCAGUCAACAACUUCCGCACAAGAUGAAGUAAAGCUCGACUGGAAUUCCUUCUUCAAGCUCCGUGCUUCCCGCCGUCGCUACUCCUUGGCCUCUUCCGUUGCGAGCUCCCUCGUGAGCACUACCGCUGGUGUGCAGAUUUUGUCAGCUCAGGAUUUGGAAUCUUUGGGCGCUCAGGUUAUGGGCCUGGACCCCUUCGUGGUUCUGGGAUUGGCAACAGCUGCUUGUGGUGCUGUCGGGUGGCUCCUGGGCCCAGUUGUCGGCAAUGGCAUCUGGGGUAUGGUUCACCGAAAAUACAAACCAUCCGUUGCAACUAAAGAGAAAGAAUUCUUCGAUCGCAUUCGCAGAUUCCGUGUUGACCCUUCGACAAACUCGAUCGCCAACCCCGUCCCAGAUUACUACGGCGAGAAAAUCGGCAGCGUGCAAGGAUACAGGCAGUGGCUUAAGGACCAGCGCGCCUACAACCGAAAGCGCCGCAACUUCAUUGCUUAA
Molecule: messenger RNA, 696 nt
Organism: Penicillium angulare
Lineage: Eukaryota; Fungi; Ascomycota; Eurotiomycetes; Eurotiales; Aspergillaceae
Product: presequence translocated-associated motor subunit PAM17
Exons: 2
Coding region: 1-696 (231 amino acids)
Biological process (GO): protein import into mitochondrial matrix
Cellular component (GO): PAM complex, Tim23 associated import motor
Source: RefSeq, a predicted model, not a curated record